GUCUCCUCUCCCUUCGCGCGCAGGGCAGGGGGGCCCCGAUCCAUGACCAUGGGCGACAAGAAGAGCCCGACCAGGCCAAAAAGGCAAGCAAAACCUGCAGCAGACGAAGGCUUUUGGGAUUGUAGUGUCUGCACCUUUAGGAACAGUGCUGAAGCCUUCAAAUGCAGCAUCUGCGAUGUCAGGAAAGGCACCUCCACAAGAAAACCUAGAAUAAACUCUCAGCUGGUUGCUCAACAAGUUGCCCAGCAAUAUGCCACACCCCCGCCACCUAAAAAGGAGAAGAAAGAGAAAGUGGAAAAACAAGACAAAGAAAAGCCUGACAAAGAAAAAGAAAUCAGUCCAAGUGUUACAAAGAAGAUCACCAAUAAAAAGACUAAACCAAAGUCAGAUAUUGUAAAAGAUCCUCCUAGUGAAGCAAACAGUAUACAGUCUGGGAAUACUACAACAAAGACCAGCGACUCAAAUCACACUUCAAGGCCCAGACUGAAAAAUGUGGACAGAAGUACCGCACAGCAGCUGGCAGUCACAGUGGGGAACGUCACAGUAAUUAUCACAGACUUUAAAGAAAAGACUCGCUCCUCUUCCACAUCUUCAUCUACAGUGACGUCCAGUGCAGGAUCAGAACAGCAGAAUCAGAGCAGCUCCGGCUCUGAGAGCACAGACAAAGGCUCGUCCCGUUCCUCCACGCCAAAGGGCGACAUGUCAGCAGUUAACGAUGAAUCUUUCUGAAAAUUGCACAUGGAGUUGUGGAAAACUAUGAA
Messenger RNA from Emys orbicularis (European pond turtle), 761 nucleotides. It is a transcript of the gene RYBP, whose product is annotated as RING1 and YY1 binding protein. Gene Ontology annotation, molecular function: DNA binding; transcription coregulator activity. The transcript is spliced from 5 exons. The record is from RefSeq and is a predicted model, not a curated record. Gene Ontology annotation, biological process: positive regulation of DNA-templated transcription. NCBI's taxonomy places the organism in Eukaryota, Metazoa, Chordata, Testudines, Emydidae. The coding region runs from base 43 to 729 and encodes 228 amino acids. Gene Ontology annotation, cellular component: nucleus.